AUGGGCAACUCCAGCGCCAAGUACGCCACUCCCCACGAGGGUGGCAGGUACACAAACCUGACCGAGAAGCAACCACCUGCGGCCCCAUCCCUCGGUCGGGUUACUGUGACUGGAGGUCGGUCGACGUCAUCCACUGUCCAGUACGGCAACGACGACGACGACGGAAUCCUCCACCCGACGUCGUCGAAAGCGUCCGUGUCAAGCCAGUCAGACAACUUGGACAAGACAAAGCCGCAUCGAAGCGCCAUCACCGCGCCAGAUCUACGGCGAUACUCGAGUGUGAGUUCGUCCACCGCACAGUCACGCCCGGACGAGCCGUACGAAGCGCCUCCAACGUCGGCGAUCCCUGAAAGUGAACUCAAGCGCAUCAAACGGGCUGGUGGCGACGACGAUCUCCCGGACAUCGUCGACGACGGCAACGACAUCGAUGACGGGCACCCUCAUCGAAAGGCCGGGCAAAAGCGCGUGUCGUUCUCGGAAGAUGGAAAAGACUCCAAGCUAGAAGGCAGCGCCACGUACACGUUGCAAACGAAGAAGCCAUCGCAUCACAUCGCGAUGAUCGUUCGGCCAGGCAGUGGCUUAAUUGGGCUGCAGCCAGGUUCGUUGGCCAUCAACGACGAGAAGUUCACUCCCACCAACGUCAACUCAAGGCAGCUUCAACCCUUGCCAUCCACAAGCAUAAAGUAUCGGUGA
This is a messenger RNA of Aphanomyces invadans, 693 nucleotides long. RefSeq lists its product as hypothetical. The transcript has 3 exons. Lineage: Eukaryota; Oomycota; Saprolegniomycetes; Saprolegniales; Verrucalvaceae. The record is from RefSeq and is a predicted model, not a curated record. Bases 1 to 693 code for a protein of 230 amino acids.